Messenger RNA from Megalops cyprinoides (Indo-Pacific tarpon), 2174 nucleotides. RefSeq names its product minor histocompatibility antigen H13-like. The transcript has 12 exons. Gene Ontology annotation, molecular function: aspartic endopeptidase activity, intramembrane cleaving. Gene Ontology annotation, cellular component: membrane; cytoplasmic side of endoplasmic reticulum membrane; lumenal side of endoplasmic reticulum membrane. Gene Ontology annotation, biological process: membrane protein proteolysis. The record is from RefSeq and is a predicted model, not a curated record. The coding region runs from base 178 to 1332 and encodes 384 amino acids. NCBI's taxonomy places the organism in Eukaryota, Metazoa, Chordata, Actinopteri, Elopiformes, Megalopidae.
CAAAUCCAUCAAACCGGUAAUGAUGUCAGAUUCCGGAGAGAGUUAAGAAACGUGGCCUUAGGAAAAAGGGGCAUAGAAACAGUGGUAAAGAGCGGUUGUUGAGAUUGAGUGUAGAGAUCUUGUGCAACCUGACAGUAUUCUCCACGGUCCAUUGACACCAGGCAGUUACUCGCAAAAAUGGCCGAUGUCGACCAAGGAUCGGCAUUACCCGGUGAAACUUCAUCUCCGGCUCUGGAUAGCCUCAAUAAUGACACUGUCUCCAAUGGUACCGACUCCGUCAACGCUACUGUAGCCAAGUUUGUUUCGACACCUGAAGGCACGGCUUUAGCGUACGGAAGCCUUGUUUUUAUGGCUCUGCUGCCCAUCUUCUUCGGUGCCCUGCGUUCCGUCAGCUGCUCCAAAAGCAAGAAUUCCUCUGACAUGCCAGAGACCAUCACCAGUCGGGAUGCUGCCCGGUUCCCUAUCAUUGCCAGCUGCACCCUCUUUGGACUGUACCUCUUCUUCAAAAUAUUUUCUCAAGAAUACAUCAACUUGCUGUUAUCAAUGUACUUCUUUGUGCUGGGGAUUUUGGCUUUGUCGCACACGAUGAGUCCCCUCAUGAACAAGGUGUUUCCUGCUAGCCUUCCCAACAAGCAGUACCAGCUGCUGUUCACCCAAGAUUCGGGGGAGAACAAGGAAGAAAUUGUCAAUUAUGAGUUUGACACCAAAGACCUGGUUUGCCUUUGUAUCAGCAGCGUGGUUGGAGUUUGGUACAUCCUCAAAAAGCACUGGAUCGCCAACAAUCUGUUCGGCCUGGCGUUCGCCCUGAACGGCGUGGAGCUGCUGCACCUCAACAACGUCAGUACAGGCUGCAUCCUGCUGGGCGGACUGUUCGUGUAUGAUGUCUUCUGGGUUUUUGGCACCAAUGUCAUGGUAACUGUGGCCAAGUCUUUCGAAGCACCAAUAAAAUUGGUGUUCCCCCAGGACCUGCUGGAGAAGGGUUUGGAGGCCAGCAACUUUGCCAUGCUGGGCCUUGGUGACAUUGUGAUUCCAGGUAUCUUUAUUGCAUUGCUGCUGCGCUUUGACGUCAGUUUGAAGAAAAACACACGGACCUAUUUCUACACUAGUUUCCUGGCUUACAUCUUUGGCCUGGGCCUCACUAUAUUCGUCAUGCACACCUUCAAACAUGCCCAGCCUGCCCUGCUCUACCUGGUCCCAGCAUGCAUCGGCUUCCCGGUUGUUGUGGCGCUGUUUAAAGGAGAACUGACCGAAAUGUUCAGGUAUGAGGAGACAUCAUCCGAGGUGGAGGCGACGCCGAAGGAAGAGACAGAGUCCGAGAAGAAGGAAAAGUAGUGACCACAACAUCCCUCACUGCCUCUGCAUUUCACGAGCCCCGCCACACUCUCGACCCACCAGAGGGUGGCACCACUGUUGCCGAUGUGUUGUGUUGUACUUGGAAAUGGCUGAUACAUUAAAUAACUGUAUGACAUUGGAUAUUUCGUAGCAUAUAAGUGGUUUGUUUAUUAAAAAAAAAAAAAAGUACAACAGCGUAUUCGGUGCCAAUGUAUUCCAUUUUUUUCUUUGUACAAUUUGCCUUCUGCAUUCUCAUAGGUUAACUUUUUAUAAGAAUUCCUUUUCGAAGGCCAGAAUUUUAAAAUUUGUGACUGGGAGAUAAGACAUUUAAAUAAAAUAUAAAGGCAAAUAAUCAAUUUUCCAUGUGGACCAAAGAUGGCAAAAAUGCUUAUCUUAGUUGGUGGUCUAAAUUGUCAUGUCUUAGGUUUGAAAAUAAUCAGAUAACGUUCUCUUGGUCAGAAACUCUCUCCAGCAUAACUUGAUAAAGGUUUUUAGUUACUUUUAAGAAAAUACUUGUGGUUACAUCGGUGCUCUGUAGGCUUGUUAAAAGGGACAUGCACAAAUGUGAAUGAAUAUAUAUGUACUGCAGGUGCAUGCAGACACGUAUGUGUUAAUAUUAUGUGCAUUUUAUGGAACUAUAAUUCUGUAUUUCUAAAUGAUAGGGAAUAUACUUUUCCAUGUUUUCUCUUAGCUCCAUCGCAUUUUUUUAGUAUUUGUAAAUGCUGUUGAUGGGGACAUGCUGUGAAACAUAAUGAUUUGGACAAUAAUGUUGUUGAAUGGGAGCCACAAGCCACAGCAGUGGUGUCUGAUAAUGUUUCACUCAUGUUUUUCUCAUGUUAUGA